CAUUGAAUCGAUGACAGUAUUUUUGUACAUACGAAUACGAAUGAGUGAUACACAUUUUCUUUUGCGCAAAAUGUAAAUAAAUAAUAAAAACUACGUAGUUAGGAAGAUACUCCAUGAGAGAGUACCAUUUUUCGCACUAAAAUGACUCGUUCUUUAUCUGCAACACUAAUAAAAUAAAGAAACGUCGACACAGUGAUAAAUAGUCAGUUUCUGUAGUUUUAUUGCUUUUCAACCGAGCGUUCGAGGAGAAAGGUCUUUUGUGAAUUGUGUAAGUUAAUCCAUCCGAAAAAGUGCAGUCAUUAUGCACGCGUAAAUAUUUACCAAAAAUACAACUUCACGAGCGAUUUGUGCAAAUAACGACUAAAGAUUUCAGUUGAUCACACUGGUAUCUUUUCAGAAAACAAAUCAACCAACUGCCAUGGAUGCCAACAUCGAUAAUGCCGACAAUGGCAAUGAAUCUGCACCGAAUCCAAUCGAAUGCGAAAUUAUCGAAUCGUGGACAUUUCUCGGCGAUGAAUCAACCAAUCCCAUUAAUCAUCCAGGUAGCGGUGUGGAAAACAUCACCGAGCAUCCCGAUGACGACACGAAAAUACCAUCGAAAUCGAGUCGCAGCAGCAGCAGCUGUGUGUCAGAUAACUUCUUGAGCGUGACAUAUCAUGGGACUGAUGGUGAUUUAUCGGAUGGGAUAUCGGUAAUCAGUGAUUGUGACAGUAUUAACGAUCGACAUAGUCCUAUGCCGCCGAAAAUGGCAACACCAGAGCUAAGGAUUGACUACGCAGAUGACGAAGAAACCAGAAGCGACGUCAGUGGUAUCGCAGCCGUUCAAAGUUAUUCGUUAGUUGAACGAUCAACAGAUAACGAAGUGCAAGUAUUAGACAGUAGCACCGAUUCUGACCAGCAAUCUGUGUGGUGGAAUCCAUCGAACAUUCUUUUGUUCGGAUUGAUCAUUGGCGUAGCGGCCAUACUGUCAUCGCAAUGUUGGAAAGUAAAUUUAUCGCAUGGAAAUGUCAUACCGGAUAUGUCUCUGCUAACCCAACGCAUUCAAGAUUUGGAGAGAGAAAAUGUGGCGCUGAAAGUUGAAGUGAACCGAUUGGUUGAAUUGCAUCAUGCUGGUCAUGAACAUUCCCCAACACACGAAAAUAAUGUUGCGGAGACGCGCCCGGUGAAACAGAAAAAAGUCUGGACUGGUGCUGAUGAUGCUGCGAUACAUAUACCAAAGGAGCCGGUUAAGGAGAACUAUUGCAGAGAAGAGUAUUUGAAUUCGGACGAUCUGUUUGCCAGUUACAAUUUUAAGAAAUGUGAAAACAUUGACGACGCAAAGAAACAAGGCAUCGACAAAGUAAAAUCAAAACAGGGUUGGGAUGCUCCAAAAAUGACUUCCCAAAAUCGUUCUCGGCAGACUGACACUCGAAGAAAUAAGAACUUCGACAAAGACGACAGUGCGACGAACAAAAGACAAAAAUUCGCUGAAAACAAAUUUAACGCUGCUGUGGAAAGCCAGGGACCGGCUGUGGACACCAAUGAAAAUGUACGGAAUGAGAAAUUUGUUAAGAUUCAGACGGAGCGCCAAAAAUUAUUUGACGAAGCGACACAAAAGUACUUAAAUCUACAGAAAAAGACGCAAAAGAAGCAAGAGAAAGACAGGAAAAAUCGUGACAAUGUGCUUAAAGAAUCAGAAAAUAUGCGUAAGCAAUCGAAAGACAUGGACUCGGAAUGGUACGAUAAAAUGAUGAAAAAACGCGAAGAAUUGCGUGCGAAGAGUAACGAAGACACGGACUCAGAAUGGUACGGUAAAAUGAUGAAGCAACGAGAGGAAUUGCGUGCGACGGGUAAUAAUUCAGGCGGUACCAAGCAAAAGAACAAAGAAAAUUGGUACACAGAACGGGCCAAUGAACGAGAGAAAGUUCGUGGCAAGCGUGAAAAGCAAACGAAAUUGAAGCAGCCUCGUUGAUGUCAUGUGAACGUCGAUGCUAAGUAUAUUUUCGAAAAUGUUUUCGUCCUCCUCUUAAAUACCGCGUUUGACUAACCAUUAAUUUGAAAUAGAUUGUGUACGUAAAAUCUAGUGGGCAAUGUAGUAAAGUCCCAAUCCGGAUUGUUGAAUUGCAGUUUUUUGUUUUUUUGUUAAUCUCACUCAGGUAUCAGUAUCUUUUACCGCUAAGUCAUUUUCAAUAUUCUUUUCGUCAAUUUUUCUUUCUUUUUUGAAGUAAAUCAUUUGAGGCGAAAUUUAUAUGUUUUUUGUAGGCUUUUAGUAAUUUGACAUUAAAAAAUAAAAUCUAAAUGUAAAAUCGUUCAGAUAAAUACCAUAUUUUUGUCUAAAAUUUCAUGAGAAAUAAAGCGUGUGAUAGGCAUAAGAGCCGAACAAA
This is a messenger RNA of Bradysia coprophila, 2363 nucleotides long. RefSeq lists its product as uncharacterized. The record is from RefSeq and is a predicted model, not a curated record. Lineage: Eukaryota; Metazoa; Arthropoda; Insecta; Diptera; Sciaridae.